AUGUCAGACGUAGAAGGGCAAGACAAUGCGAAUACCCCUACAGAACAAAGGACUAACGGCGGAGGAGAUGAAGGCGAUGCCUGGGGGAGCCAUGAGCCAUCAUCGGCAAGACGAUACGCUAAGAUGCCAGUGGAUAGAAAUGCACCAUUCUACAAUAUGAACCACAAAAACCGUGGUAUGGCAAUUAUUUUUAACCACGAACAUUUCGACAUCCAUAGCUUGAAGUCCCGUACGGGAACAAAUGUCGAUAGUGAUAAUCUAUCCCGAGUCCUGAAAGGUUUAGGAUUCCGCGUCACCGUUUUGAAUAAUUUGAAAUCUGAAGACGUGAACAGAUAUCUACAACAGACAGCAGAAAUGGAUCAUUCUGAUAAUGAUUGUCUACUCAUUACGGUGCUGACUCACGGAGAAAUGGGUAUGUUGUAUGCCAAAGACACUCAUUACAAACCAGAUAAUCUGUGGUAUUACUUCACAGCAGAUAAAUGUCCCACAUUAGCGGGAAAGCCUAAAAUGUUCUUUAUACAAGCAUGUCAAGGGGAUAAGCUAGAUGGGGGUAUUACUCUAUCUAACAGAUCCGAAACUGAUGGGUCAUCAAGCGCAUCAUACAGGAUUCCCAUUCAUGCAGAUUUCUUGAUAGUCUUUUCAACUGUUCCCGGCUUUUAUUCUUGGAGAAAUACCACUCGCGGUUCUUGGUUCAUGCAAGCACUAUGUGAGGAGUUGCGUUAUUCAGGGACAGAAAGAGAUAUACUUACCCUUUUGACAUUUGUUAGUCAAAAAGUGGCUCUCGACUUUGAGUCUAACACACCUGAAAUAUUAACUAUGCACCAACAAAAGCAAGUUCCCUGCGUUACAAGUAUGCUCACCCGUUUACUUGUGUUUGGAAAGAAAUAA
Molecule: messenger RNA, 888 nt
Organism: Leptosia nina
Lineage: Eukaryota; Metazoa; Arthropoda; Insecta; Lepidoptera; Pieridae
Source: the annotation of a GenBank genome assembly